This is a messenger RNA of Xyrauchen texanus (razorback sucker), 3725 nucleotides long. RefSeq names its product caspase 8, apoptosis-related cysteine peptidase (gene casp8). Gene Ontology annotation, biological process: negative regulation of extrinsic apoptotic signaling pathway via death domain receptors; proteolysis. Gene Ontology annotation, molecular function: cysteine-type endopeptidase activity; protein binding. NCBI's taxonomy places the organism in Eukaryota, Metazoa, Chordata, Actinopteri, Cypriniformes, Catostomidae. The record is from RefSeq and is a predicted model, not a curated record. The transcript is spliced from 10 exons. The coding region runs from base 156 to 1604 and encodes 482 amino acids.
CCGGAAAUGUUGUUAUUUACAGCUGAAACUGAAAGUAAAGUAAAGUCUAGCGGGAGAAACGGCGUUAGCAUCAGCAUGUCGGUGAAGCUUAUUAGAUUUUACGUUUUUGAACGUUGUUUUCCUCUCAGUUGAACGCUGUAAAUGUAAAGCUCAACAUGGAUCUUCAGAAGCUUAAUGAGAUUGACGAGGACCUGAUAAGUGAUGAAGUGGCUCAGCUGAAGUUUCUAUGCAUGGACCUAGUUCCUAAGAAGCGAAUGGAGACAGUGAGGGAUGCCAAAGACCUCUUCAUUCGCCUUGAUGAGCAAGCACUGUUUCACGAUGGGCUACUUUUGCCUGAGCUUCUGAUGACAAUUGGACGCUUUGACUUGCUUGCCAUCCUGAACACAUCGAAAGAGGAGGUGGAGAGGCAUCUGCUGGAAUGUGUCCCCUCUCGUAAAGGUAUCUCAACCUACAGAAAGAUGUUAUUUAGAUUAUCUGAAGACUUGACAGCAGAAAACCUUCGUAAUGUAAAGUCCCUUUUGGACCUUCCAGAAGCAAAGCUUGGAGCAUCUACUUCAUUUUUAGAUGUAAUGAUUGAGAUGGAAAAGGAGCAGAAGCUUGGGGAAAAAAACCUGGAUGAACUGCAAAAAAUCCUGUUUGAAUGUCACGAACAGCUCGCCUACAAGAUUGAGGAGUUCAAGAAUACCCAUAGAGACCUGGAGCAAGUGGGAGGCAGACAUCCUCUACAAGAAGUAUCUAAUCUAAUCACCUCCUUUCCUAAUCAUGUAGAGAUGGAGAUAGAGCUUGGACGGAGAAGAGGCGCUUCUGUGAGUGGGCUUGCUACUGAUUCAAAUACUCCGCCAAGGGAAGAGGAGCAGGAUUUGUAUUAUUCCAUGACCCAACGGCCUUUAGGAUACUGUCUAAUCAUCAACAACUACAACUUUGAAAUAAGGUCCUCAUUUCGCAACCGUACAGGCACGGAAAAGGACAAAGAGGAGCUCACCAGAGUGUUUCGCAAAAUGCAUUUUCUGGUUGAGUUGCGGGAUGAUCUGCAAGCCUCAGAUAUGCAAGAUUCCAUAAAGGAGUUGGCAGGGAGGGAUCACUCUUUUAUGGACGCGUUUGUCUGCUGUAUCCUCUCCCAUGGAGAAAGAGGCACUGUGUUGGGCGUAGAUGGCAAAGAGGUUGCAAUCCGUGACCUCACACAGCCUUUUGCUGCAUGCAGGACACUAACAAGCAAGCCCAAGCUUUUUUUCAUUCAGGCCUGCCAAGGUAGAGAGGCCCAGAAAGGUAUGUGGAUGGCAGAUGGACAGGUGAACACUACAGAAGAAGCAUACGAGGAGGAUGCUCGUACUGUACCACUCCACAGUAUCCCUAUAGAAGCUGAUUUCCUAAUUGGAAUGGCCACAGUGGAAAACUACCAGUCCUUCCGCCAUGUCAGAGAAGGGUCCAUCUAUAUCCAGGAGCUCUGUAGACAGCUGGAGAAAUGCUGCCCCAGAAAAGACGAUAUCUUGUCAAUUUUGACGAAGGUAAACUGUGAAGUAAGUUCUAAAAUGUUGAAAGGCCACAAGCAGAUGCCUGAACCUCGGUAUACCCUCACCAAGAAACUGGUCCUUCCUAUUGACUGAAUCUGUCUGCCUGCGACAAAACAUUGCUUUUAAUGACUGUAUCCAUGCUGGUGAAUUUUCCAUUUCUCCGAAUCUAGAACUGUUUAAGGGGAAGGUGAUAGCACUUUGGUGGCAUGGAUUAAUUUUCAUUUUAGUGUCUCUCUGGUGUUAUUAAAAACAACUAUGAGCCAAAGUUUGCUCAGGGUAAUAUUUUUUUUUUGUAUGUGAAAGAUGUUGGUUAAAGAGAAAACAAAGUAAAAACUUUAAAACACAUUUAUAUUUGAUACCGAGCAUAAAGAUUUUUUAAACUAAUAUUAGAGUAAUGCAUAUAUUUUAUACCAGCAGUCUAAAUGUUUUGGAUUUGAAUGCUGUUAUAAAUGCAGAUAAUAAUUUCCAUAAAUGAAUAGUAAGUCUUUAAAUUGUGCAUGUAUUGAGAAUAAAUUAACAAAACAUCCUAAAAGAAGUCAUAACUUUUUUUUUUUUUAAAUAAUGUUUCCUGCAGUCGACUUUUAAAUGUCUUUUUUAUUAUUAUUUUUUUUAUCCAAAAACAAUAACAGUUUAAAUGAUUUAACCCACAUGUCUGGCCCUUCUAUGUAGACUUCAAUGUAAAUGCCUUCUGUUUUACUCAAGGGCUGUAGGUUUGCUGUCCGAUUUAAUUAGCAAAACCUGACAUGAUAUUGUGAAAUGUUUGGGUUAAGUUUCUGAACUUUGAAAAGGUAUUGUUGACGUGUCCAUGUCUAUCAUUUCAUUAAUUUGUGUUUAUGACAUAUGCCAAUUGUCCUGUUUACCAUAUGCUUUGAAGCAUAUACUGUAUGUAUUAAAAAUAAUGGUUAUUGGAUAAGAAAGCUUGAUCUUAAGACAACAGAAUGCUAAAAAGAGGAAGUUGUGAUUUAUGCUUGAACUUACAGUGCAUCCGGAAAGUAUUCACAGUGCUUCACUUUUUCCACAUUUUGUUAUGUUACAGCAUUAUUCAAAAAUUGAUUAAAUUCAUUAUUUUCAUCAAAAUUCUUCAAACAAUACCCCAUAAUGACAAUGUGAAAGAAGUUUGUUUGAAAUAUUUGCAAAUAUAUAAAAAAUGAAAAGAAAUCACAUGUACAUAAGUAUACACAGCCUUUGCCAUGACACUCAAAAUUGAGCUCUGGUGCAUCCUGUUUCCACUGAUCAUCCUUGAGAUGUUUCUACAACUUGAUUGGAGGCCACCUGUGGUAAAUUCAGUUGAUUGGCCAUGCUUUGAAAAGGCACACACCUGUCUAUAUAAGGUCCCACAGUUAACAGUGUAGAGCACAAACUAAGCCAUGAAGUCCAAGGAAUUGUCUGUAGACCUCCUGAGACAGGAUUGUAUCAAGGCACAGAUCUGGGGAAGGGAUAGAUCUCCAGCAUUUCUCUGUGGAGUGAGGAAAACCUUCCAGAAGAACAACCAUCUCUGCAGCACUCCACCAAUCAGGCCUGUAUGAUAGAGUGGCCAGGCGGAAUCCACUCCUCAGUAAAAGGCACAUGACAGCCCACCUUGAGUUUGCCAAAAGGCACCCGAAGAACUCUCAGAACAUGAGAAAUAAAAUUCUUUGGUCUGAUGAAACAAACAUUGAAAUCUUUGGCCUGAAUGGCAAGUGUCAUGUCUGGAGAAAACCAGGCUUCGCUCAUCACCUGGCCAAUACCAUCCCUACAGUGAAGCAUGGUGGUGGCAGCAUCAUGCUGUGGGGGUGUUUUUCAGCGGCAGGAACUGGGAGACUAGUCAGGAUCGAGGGAAAGAUGAAUGCAGCAAUGUACAGAGAUAUCCUUGAUGAAAACCUGCUCCAGAGAGCUCUGGACCUCAGACUGGGGCGAAGGUUCAUCUACGGUACAACUUUGUGAAUGUCCUUGAGUGGCCCAGCCAGAGCCCAGACUUAAACCUGAUUGAACAUCUCUGGAGAGAUCUGAAAAUGGCUGUGCACCGACGCUCCCCAUCCAACCUGAUGGAGCUUGAGAGGUCCUGCAAAGAACAAUGGGAGAAACUGCCCAUAAAUAGGUGUGCCAAGCUUGUAGCAUCAUACACAAAAAUAAUUGAGGCUGUAAUUGGUGCCAAAGGUGCUUCAACAAAGUAUUGAGCAAAGGUGUUUUUUUUGUUAUAAAUUAUGCAAAUAUUUCAAACCAACUUCUUUCACA